Messenger RNA from Musa acuminata AAA Group (dessert banana), 279 nucleotides. Its product is annotated as arabinogalactan protein 23-like. The transcript has a single exon. The record is from RefSeq and is a predicted model, not a curated record. Lineage: Eukaryota; Viridiplantae; Streptophyta; Magnoliopsida; Zingiberales; Musaceae. Bases 71 to 247 code for a protein of 58 amino acids.
UUCUCUCUCUCUCUCGCUUCCGUAGCUCAGGAGGCCUCAGGUCGAGUUCUCUCGCGGCCCGCCGUCAGCAAUGGAAAUGAGAAAGAUUGCCUGUGCUGUCCUCGUGGCCGCCGCCUCGGCCACCUCCGCACUGGCAGCUGAGGCCCCUGCGCCCGGCCCUGCCAGUGCCUCCUUCGCCAUCAACCCCGUUGUUGGGUCCGUGAUCGGGGCCUCCGUCCUCUCCUUCUUUGCCUUGUACUUGCAGUAGGCGCCUCACGAGGAGUAGGAAAGAAAGAAAGA